UCAGCGCUCUGCGUUGUCAGUCUGAGACGUUUUAUAAGUAAACGAGUCGUGCUCCCGCCCUCACUAUCGGCAACGACCGCGCAGUGACCACUACCAGUUUAAAUUUAGUCAAAUAUAAGUGUAUAGAAAAAGAACGAUGUUAUUGUUUCCGCAUUGGAGGCCCGACGUACCCAGUGACGGGUGCAGGGUGCAGCGGUGGAUGCCCGCUGAACAUUUCCAAUCCUAUAUAGCGAGACCCGUCGCUAUUCAACAUAAAUCCCCACAGACGGAUUAUGAAGAAUCCUCUGGAGGCUCAUCCCCCGAGCGCAAUACUGACGCGCAAUUGGAAGGUGGUGAGAACGUGUGCGAGUGGCGUGGAUGUGGCAUACGUUACCCGAGCAUCGCCCGACUCUCCGCGCACGUAGCCCGUGUACACGCGCACGCACACACCGAUGGACACUUCUACUGCGGAUGGAAAAACUGCCGCAGACCGCAAAGAGGUUUUAACGCUCGGUACAAAAUGUUGGUUCACGUAAGGACACACACCAACGAACGUCCACACACGUGCAAUCAGUGUAACAAAAGCUUUUCAAGAGCAGAAAACUUGAAGAUCCAUCUCAGAUCACAUUCUGGAGAGAAACCUUAUGUUUGCCCUUAUGAGGGUUGCGGUAAAGCAUACUCCAAUUCCAGCGAUCGUUUCAAACACACACGGACCCACACUGUCGACAAACCUUAUUAUUGCAAAGUACCUGGCUGCAACAAGCGCUACACAGAUCCGUCCAGUCUUAGAAAACACGUCAAAACCAACAAACACUUUACCAAGGAGGAAGAUGUACGGCGAGACUCAUCAGACGGAGUCCAAAGUCCAGACGCGGCCAUUUCGUCACCUUCAAAGGAUAACAACCCUUGUCACACCGUGAUAAAAUCGACAUCACCUGUUCAUAUGCAUUCGCCUAACCAAAUGCAUUAUAGCCCACCGAGAACAACUUCACCGACAAUACCAUACGCCUCAAUACCAUUACGAGAACCCACCAUGAGUUAUCCAUUACUCGACCAAGUCACCUACAUAGAUCCAAUAUACCCAAUCAGAGUGCCGUCCAAUGAAAUGUCUUACUUAGAAUACACACAAAUGUAUGAGCACGCAUACAGAAAUUAUUAUUCAAACUCCAUCAGUUAUUCUACGUUACCACAGAGGAUCAGCGAAAAAGUAUAUAGUUAUGAUAAUCCUAUUCAAUACAAGGACGUUGAAAUGGAAGAAAUUCGUAAAGAAGACAGAUACGUGCCAGAGGAAGAAAUGCCUUUAAACUUGAUAUGCACUAAACAAAGGAUAGAGUGCAAACCUAUUGAAAAACUAGUCAAAAUAACAGACUUACCAUUAGAUUUAAGUACAAAAAGUUAAGUAAAUUAUUUUAAAACAAACAUGUA
Diatraea saccharalis (sugarcane borer) is the source of this 1404-nucleotide messenger RNA. Lineage: Eukaryota; Metazoa; Arthropoda; Insecta; Lepidoptera; Crambidae. The record is from the annotation of a GenBank genome assembly.